Molecule: messenger RNA, 5694 nt
Organism: Scomber japonicus (chub mackerel)
Lineage: Eukaryota; Metazoa; Chordata; Actinopteri; Scombriformes; Scombridae
Gene: bmp1a
Product: bone morphogenetic protein 1a
Exons: 20
Coding region: 241-3153 (970 amino acids)
Biological process (GO): proteolysis
Molecular function (GO): serine-type endopeptidase activity; zinc ion binding; calcium ion binding
Source: RefSeq, a predicted model, not a curated record
UGGAGGAGAGGAAUCACUUCCCCCUUGGCCGAGGAGACACCGGAGAGAGGUCGGAUUUAAACCCGCCCUCCGGAGGGAUCUCGUUUCCCCCAAAAAAACCUCCCAUUUUUCUCCCUCUCUCUCUUUCUCUCUCUCUUUUCUCUCUCUGUCUCUGUCUCUCUCUCUCUGUCCCUCUCUCUCGUCCCUCUCUCUUCCCUUUACCUUUAUCCCUCGCCUUUCGCCGUCUCCCCCACCACAAUCAUGGAUCUCACGGCGAGAUGUUUGUUUCUUCUCUCCUGUCUCGGCGUGAUAUUGGCGAUCGAUUUGGAAGCGAUUGAUCCAGGCUACUAUGUGGAGUCCGCUGCCACAUCAGAGACGAUCGACUACAAGGAUCCCUGUAAAGCUGCUGCCUUUCUGGGAGACAUUGCUCUGGACGAGGAGGACCUGCGAAUGUUUAAAGUGGAGAGAAUAAUAGAUUUGGCUCAGAGAACCGUCCACAUUGUAAACCGCACAGAUACAGGAUCAACCAGUCAGAGUAGCCGCAGUAGGCAAGGCUCACACCGCAGGAAAAGGGCUGCCACCUCCAGACCUGAGCGUGUUUGGCCUGAAGGUGUUAUUCCUUAUGUCAUCAGUGGCAAUUUUAGUGGCAGCCAGCGGGCGAUAUUCCGCCAAGCCAUGCGGCACUGGGAGAAGCACACCUGUGUGACCUUUAUUGAGAGGACGCAGGAGGAGAGCUAUAUUGUCUUCACCUACCGACCAUGUGGGUGCUGCUCCUACGUGGGUCGUCGCGGAGGGGGCCCCCAGGCCAUAUCCAUUGGGAAAAACUGUGACAAGUUUGGUAUUGUAGUCCAUGAGUUGGGUCAUGUGAUUGGGUUCUGGCACGAACACACAAGGCCUGAUCGAGAUGACCACGUCAGCAUUAUCAGAGACAACAUUCAACCAGGACAAGAGUAUAACUUCUUGAAGAUGGAGCCGGGGGAGGUGGACUCUUUGGGAGAAGUCUAUGACUUUGACAGUAUCAUGCACUAUGCCAGGAAUACAUUCUCAAGAGGCAUCUUCUUGGACACCAUCCUGCCACGCUAUGAUGUGAAUGGAGUGCGACCACCCAUUGGCCAGAGAACCAGACUGAGCAAAGGGGAUAUUGCACAAGCACGCAAACUCUACAAGUGCUCCCGAUGUGGGGACAGUCUGCAGGACAGCAGCGGGAACUUCUCCUCUCCUGGUUUCCCCAACGGAUACUCAGCCUACAUGCACUGCAUCUGGAGAAUAUCAGUCACACCAGGGGAAAAGAUCAUUCUGAACUUCACCUCCAUGGAUCUGUACAGGAGUCACUUGUGUUGGUAUGACCAUGUGGAGAUCAGAGAUGGAUACUGGAGGAAGGCGCCUCUCAAAGGUCGUUUCUGUGGUGAUAAGCUGCCCGAACCAAUCAUCUCCACCGACAGCCGGCUGUGGAUUGAGUUCCGCAGCAGCAGUAACUGGGUGGGAAAAGGUUUCUCUGCCGUUUAUGAGGCCAUCUGUGGUGGGGAGGUGAAGAAGGACAAUGGCCAGAUCCAGUCCCCCAACUACCCUGAUGACUACAGGCCCAACAAAGUGUGUGUGUGGAAGAUUACUGUAGCUCAGGGCUACCACGUAGGCCUUACCUUUCAGUCAUUUGAGAUUGAGAGACAUGACAGUUGUGCCUACGACUACCUGGAGGUGCGUGAUGGGAACUCUGAGAACAGCCCUCUACUCGGCCGUUUCUGUGGCUACGACAAGCCAGAUGACAUCAAAACCAGCUCCAACCAGCUGUGGAUGAAAUUCGUUUCAGAUGGCUCUGUCAACAAGGCCGGUUUUGCUGCCAACUUCUUCAAAGAGAUGGAUGAGUGCUCUAAGCCGGACAAUGGUCGCUGUGAGCAACGCUGUGUCAACACACUAGGCAGCUACAAGUGUGCCUGUGACCCAGGCUAUGAGCUGGCUGCCGACAAACGCAGCUGUGAGGCUGCCUGUGGAGGCUUCAUCACCAAGCUGAAUGGGUCAAUCACCAGUCCAGGUUGGCCCAGAGAGUACCCCCCAAACAAGAACUGCAUCUGGCAGCUGGUUGCCCCCACACAGUACCGCAUCACUCUGCUCUUUGACGUCUUCGAGACUGAGGGCAAUGACGUUUGUAAGUACGACUACGUGGAGGUGCGAAGUGGACUUUCAGCAGAUUCAAGGCUACAUGGGAAGUUCUGUGGGGCAGAGAAACCAGAAGCUAUUACCUCUCAGUACAACAACAUGCGCAUUGAGUUCAAGUCAGACAACACAGUGUCCAAAAAGGGCUUUAAGGCACAGUUCUUCUCAGACAAAGACGAGUGCUCUAAGGAGAAUGGUGGCUGUCAACAUGAGUGUGUCAACACCUUUGGAAGCUACAGCUGUCAGUGCAGGAGUGGCUUUGUGCUGCAUGAGAACAAACACGACUGUAAAGAAGCUGGCUGCGAUCACACUGUGAAUGGCGUGAACGGUAUCAUCACCAGCCCCAACUGGCCAGAUAAAUACCCCAGCAAGAAGGCAUGCACCUGGGCACUCACCACCACUCCGGGCCAUCGCAUCAAAGUCGCCUUUAAUGAGAUCGACAUGGAGGCUCAUCUGGAGUGUGCUUAUGACCAUAUUGAAAUCUACGAUGGGCGAGAUGGAAAAGCGCCAAGUCUGGGUCGUUUCUGUGGUACCAAGAAGCCCCCACCCAUCAUGUCUAGCGCCAAUAAACUGUUCAUUCGCUUUUUCUCUGAUAACUCCGUGCAGAAGAAAGGCUUUGAGGCUUCUCACACUGCAGAGUGUGGCGGUCGCCUGAAAGCUGAAGUCAAGACCAAGGAUCUGUUCUCCCAUGCACAAUUUGGGGACAAUAACUACCCCGGAGCCUCGGACUGUCAGUGGGUGAUCUCAGCAGAGAAGGGCUAUGGUGUGGAGCUCAUCUUCCAGACCUUUGAGAUUGAGGAGGAGGCGGACUGUGGCUAUGACUACAUGGAGCUCUUCGAUGGAGCUGAUACCAAGUCUCCACGGCUGGGACGUUACUGUGGCUCGGGGCCUCCAGAGGAGAUCUACUCAGCCGGUGACUCCAUUGUGAUCAAGUUCCGCUCUGACGAUACAAUCAACAAAAAAGGAUUUCACGUCCGCUACACCAGCACCAAGUUCCAGGACACACUGCACUCACGCAAGUGACCAGCGGGGGCCGGAAGGGGCCGUGCAGGGCAAAGGGGCAAACGGAGGGGCCCCCAUGGGAGGCGCAAGCCUGACGCUCGGAAACCUUCGGCCACCAAGAUGAAUCAGACACGACAGAACAGCCGCAAGACCACCAACCGCACCUCAGCUCCUAGGGGCUCUAGCUCCCCCCACAGACUAUGAGGAGUAAAGCCAUUCUGCAGUACACCUUGUUUUUACCUUUUUAUGGUUAGGAUUGGGGUGGGAGGGUGAAGGUCCGCUUUAGGCGGGCAGUAGGGGAAAAUUUAUUGACCCAGUCCCCUCCAGAUAUUCUUUUGUUUGUUUCUUUUUUUUAAAAAUGUGCCUCCUAAUGAGAGGCACAAAGGAAAACAGUGGAUUCUCAGGACCUGUAGGAAGGCAGGCAUCAGCUGGACAGAUCCCUGCUUUUGUCGGGCCAGCCCACCACAUCCAGGGGGAGGGGAGAAAGAGGAGGAGGAGUAUGGGAGGGUUCCCUGCACUCCUCAAUUAUUCUCUCCUCUCCUCACACCCUCAUCCUUUUUGUUCAAGGAUUCAUAUCCGUAAAAGGAUUAGAAGGACUUGACUUGAGAUUUUGAUACUGUAUGUCAGUCAAUUGCAUGUAAUUACAAGGAAAGAAGGAAAACUGUACAGUGACAACACCAGCAUUUGUAAUUGGCAUUGUCCUGGCAACCAGUGGCAAGAUUCACGUUGUUACCAUUAACAAGGAAAUUAAGGAAGCAGUUAUCUUAUUAAAGGACUAAUAAAUGAAAUGCGGUCCAUGUCUUCUGGUUGGUAAUUGCUUGCCUGAUGACUGGCUAUUACUGUACCUCCAUGUAUAAAGUAAUGUGUAUGAUCUUUCAAAGGGAACAUGUGCUUUUUCAGCUCGAACCAGUUAGCACUUUACAGUGAAUUGUUCCAAAAUCAUGAGCUUAUGAAUUUUUGUGAAAUGCAAUGCCAGUUCACUUAUUUUUAAAUGCAUUUUAUCUCUCUUAUUCUUUAUUGUUUUUUUUAAUUGCUCCAUUUAGUUCCUCAGGCAUACUUGAACAUUGUGUGUGCCCUGUAACAUGGGGUAAUAAAGAUAUGACUUAUGUUUCCGUGUUGAUUUACAGUUCUGAUGUAAAAUAAUUUCUCUCCAGAGAAAAUGCCUUUUCUUGGUACAAUGAAGUAUUUCUCAAGAACCAAAUGAGCCUGGGUAUUUAUUGUCAUAGUAGUUACAUAUAUAAUGUAAAGGUGGAAAGGUACUGUUGAACUUAGCCCUAUAAUUGCCUUCUAAUGUAUAGCCAUUGGUCUAUGUUGAAUAUACUACGUUGCUCACUCAUUCCUUUUCUCCAUUUAUUUCUCACUCAGCAGUAUGUUGUUGUAUGAACUUGCAGAAAUCUGCCACAUGUUUGAUGUCUCACCUCCUUCUCACAGUAUUCACUGGUAGAAAACUUGUUUUAGUGUCAGUUUAGUUAGGCAAGUCCUGGCAGUGCAUUGAGUGAGUUUAAUUCACAAAGCUUUACUCCUUAUAGAGUCCUUGUUGUUUACUGGUUCACUGUAGCCCAGUACAAAUAAGAAGAACAAUACAGGACAGAGGAAUUAAAACUGGUCUACGUUUGAAAUAAGUUUCAGAAGAAUUUUCGGACACCUAGCAAACUUUCCAAAAAACACGAAAACUUGAGAACUGCGACAAAAGCAAAUAUAUAUCUUAUCUGUGAUUCACUAUUUAUAGAUGAACUUGUCUUUUCAGUCAAAGAAAACAUUUCCAUUUCCACCUUGCUAAAUAUUAAUUCCCCUACAUGUAACCUUACUCUCCCUCAAUAAUGAUUCCAUUUCUGUUCUCUUUUACUUUUCCAUAAAGGACAUGAGGAGCAAAGCAGUGCACAGGAAAAACUGCCAGACUGGCACAAAGAUAAACUGAGGCCCUCACUCUACUUAACCCAAUAAGCACCGCAAAAUACACACACAUAGAGAACUGAACUGCAGUCUGGCUGGGGCACAGUUUGGAUAAACACAUAACAAGGAUCAAGACAUAUUUCAUAUUCAUGACUAAAUGAUAUUAAUUCAUAAAAGGUUCAGGUACAUUACCUUUUUAUAUGCAUUUAUUUUUGCAUUCAGUUACAGAGUUUCACCAAAAAAUGUGAUCAAUCAUGUAGGUAGAUUUAGAUCAUUAAGUAUAUUUUGGAUAUGUAUUAAUCCAGUGUGCCUGUGUUACAACUAUCUUCCUGGAUAAGAUUAAAAUCCUUGAACGUUUCUCAUUUUAUAAACUGUAAAGAUUGAACACUAAAACCCAUCCACCUAUGUGUGUGUGUGGGGUGAUAAACAAAAACGUUUAUACGCAAGUGCUUUAACAUAACAUACUGACCCUGCUGGAGUUCUAUUUCUUUACACACCAGCUGCACUUACUUUUUUAUUUUCAAGAGAAUGUCAUCUUAAGAAAAAGCAUCCCUGUAGCAUUACAUAAUAAAUGUAAAUGCACCACUGACAUUUCACAUUAUAAAAGUUUGUGCACUGACAAUGAAAAUGUACUGACAAUGGCAACACGUAAUAAAUUCAGUGCUCCUG